CAGUUGGUGAGAGUGCGUCGGCCCGAACGGAACAACGAAAAAUCAAAAUUUUCGCAUCGGGAAACUCGUGUGUGAAAGUGAAAAUAGACGCUAUAAAUAUACUAUAGAUGUACAUACAGACAUACAUAUAGCGCCCAUCCCAGUUAUACAUACAAAAUAAUUUUAUUAAAUAUCGUGUUAUCGCGUCUAUAUGCGGAAUUGACAGUGAAAGCGUCUAGCAGCCAACGCCCAGAAAAAGUGCAAAAACUCUCCAACGAUAGUUAAGAAAAACUUUAAGAAGUUCAACAAAAAGUUUGUACGUUAACACAUUUUUGAAAUGGCUGACAUACCGGAAGCUGUAAAGAAAUGUGCGGCCAUGUUGAAGGGCACAAAAAGUGAAACCGAAAAGUUUGCUGCCCUCUUCAUGGUGACAAAGCUGGUGAAGGGCAAGGACUGCACAGCAGCCGCUAAAAAGUUGCUCUUCGAGGCCAUCGGCUUCAAUUUUCUCAAGAAGCUGCUCAAUGGCAAAAAUCUGCCCGACGAUUGCCCACCCCUCGUCUACAAGAGUGUUGCGCUCUCGAUUCUCACCUGUUUCUGCCAAGAAGAGGAGCUGGCCACACACAAGGAUAUGAUCGAAGCCAUACCCACUUUGCUUGAGAUCGUCGAAACUGCCGACGAUGAUGACUACGAUGAUAAUUUGAUCGUGGUAAGCGAGUCGUAUAGUUGCCUAAAGAGCAUUGCCACCUAUGAGCCUGGCCAGCAGGCGCUACUCACCAUUGGCGCCAUACCAAAAAUGUCGCAAAUCUAUUCGGCACAGAGUUUUCAAACCGAUGAGGCAUUGCAUUUGAUCGUAUUGUUGGUAACCAAGUUCGGUUCCGCCUCCUGGUCUGAUGAUCCGAAGCCCUUCCAUGCGCUCGUCCAGCGCAUAGCGCUCGAUAUGGAAACCGAAAACAGCGAACGCAAAUACGAACUGUGUACUAUACUUUCGUCCAUACUGAUCACAUGUCGGCGUGAGGUGAUCGUAAACUCUCUGGAGGGCGAAAUCUGGCCCGAGAGUAUUUUCAAGGCUGUUGGCGACAUAUUGAAGGCCAAAAUUGGCCCAAAACAACGAGAGCCGGCUUUGCAUUUGAUUGCGACCACCCUUCAAGUGCUUGGCAUCCAAUGGGCUUUUAUGGACGAUCAGAAGCAGCUCUUCCUCUCUAUUCUCCAGUUGGCCGCCAUAGAGGUGCGUAUGCAAAUGGAUGAGAAAAAACUGGAGACUACGUUUAAGCGCGCUGAUCUGAUCACCUGCUGUUUCGUUAUACUCGAGCUGUGCAUUGAGCAUAUGGCCAGCGAUCAGAUUGACAUGGAGCCCAAGGAGAAGCAGACCACGUACACAGCGCUGAAAGGUGCCUUUAAUCAAGUUUUGGCCGUAUUGACACGCGUCUCACAAGACAAGAUCAAGGACAGUGGUAACCCACGCGACAAAGCCUUCAUUUGCGCCAUUGUGCGCAUUCUCUCCGCUUGGCUGGCGCAAGAAACGACUGCUAUGCGUCCGGCUAUCUACAAGAUCUUGCCAUUCAUGUUCAAGGUAUGCAACGAGUCAUUCCACGAACUGAAGGCUUGGCGCAGCGGAACGCGCGAAGACGAGCCACCCGUUGAUGUGCUGCGUGUCAUGCUACCGGCGCUAUGCCACUUGGCUGUGGAGGAUGACGCACGUAAAGUGCUCUUUACCACCAAGCAAGACGAAGUACUAUUGGAGCAAAUCGAGUUCUACUUCAGCAUUGCUCAUUACAAACGACCACCAAUACCGCGCGCCGAGCGCCUAAAGCGCAUGAACGAACCAGAUCCAGUGCCGACACCGAAACAGAUGGAAGAGAUGAAGGAUGCACGUGCGGCCAUCGUCUCAUUGUGCAACAUUUUAAUGAACUUGACUGUGUUGGAACCGAAAUUGGCCGAAGACUCACCACUAUUUGCCAACGUACUUAAGUUUGUUGUUGAGAAUCUGCCUGAGCUGAAGGACACACCCGACAAUCUCGUCAUGCACGGACAUCUUGCCGUGCUCGGCUUACUGCUACUGAAACAACAAUCCAAACGCGUCAAGCAGAACGAUUUCUCCUUCUGUCGCUACAUACAAGCAACAAUUCGUUUCCUCUGGGAUGCCUACAAUAUCGACGAGUCCAAUGAUCCCACCGCGUUGGUUGUGUCCAUCGCUUACAAAGAACACUGGAUGGAAAUUUCGGAAUUAUGGUUCCUCGGUAUGCAGACCAUUAGCGGAGUGCUGGCACUAGUACCUUGGCUUUCCGAGUUUGCCAUUGAGUCGGGCUGGGCUGAGGGCAUCGUACAAACCUUGAAGAAGGUCAAAAUCGGUACGCUGCCGCCCAAUGUAAAGUCUGCCUAUGAGGACUUCCUUUCGCAAUUGGUAGAAGUGAACCCGUCAGUGGUGGCCGUGUUGAAGAAGGCAGACGCACUGCGUGUUUGCCGCAAUCACCGAAUGAUGGACUUGGGCAAGAAACUUUUCGGCGAUUAGAUGAAAUCAAUGACAGCUGAUGCAUAUUGUAGCAUCCAGACAUUUUGUUUAACCUUAAUCAAAUGAACUGGAGUUUGUAGGGUUGAGAAUUUACAACACAGAAUAAAUUUAGUAUAAGUAAAACGAAGACCUUGAGAUAAUGAAACUUUUUGCUAAGUAUAAGAAAAAGAAAAAAUUUGCUUUUGACAAUGGCUUUUCGAAUGUCCUAAGAACUUUUUUGUGUAUUUUUGAAUUUUGUAUUGCAUGAACUGAAUUUGUAUUCACUGGUUUUUAUAUACAUACGUCUAAUUUAAGCGAAAAUACGACUUUGUAAGGAGAAGAAAUUAAGAGAGCAAAGGAACAAAAAAAUAAAAAUAAAAUGAUACAUUAAUAAAUUAA
Anastrepha obliqua is the source of this 2866-nucleotide messenger RNA. It is a transcript of the gene Neurochondrin, whose product is annotated as neurochondrin homolog. Lineage: Eukaryota; Metazoa; Arthropoda; Insecta; Diptera; Tephritidae. The transcript has a single exon. The record is from RefSeq and is a predicted model, not a curated record. Gene Ontology annotation, biological process: neuron projection development; regulation of neuronal synaptic plasticity. Bases 317 to 2488 code for a protein of 723 amino acids. Gene Ontology annotation, cellular component: dendrite.